GUCAUCUCUUCUCUCGAUAUCCGGUCGGGUUCGCACUGCCUCUCAGGUCUCCAUCAGGCGACCCGUAUACUAGCAACGAGUUUGGCUCUGCCUCGGCAUCAAACUAGACGUUUCGGCCUUGUCCGUGUAGGGGAGGAGGCCGUCUAUAACGAGGUCGAUAGGAUGAGGUAUUCCGGCCGGACCGCAACUGCGAGACCGGCCAAGUACAGCCUGUCUGCUGCGAACGCUCAGGCGAAAGCCCGCAAACGUGGAGAAGUCUAUCAUGACGCGGCCGGUUCAAGCAACAAAUCCACCCUCGACGGCUUGGCUGGACUCGAUCGUGUAGACGUUUCUCGAGGAAAGAGGUACAAGACCAUGGCUAGCCGGCAUAAACCGAAGAUCUAUAAAGGUCGAGAUCGGGAUGCGAGGGGAUAUCAACGCAAACAACCUGAAGUGACGUAUGAUCAAGAAGAAUUAUCGAAUGGAGUCGAGGUACAUCCUGUGACGACGACCCCUACUCGAUACGCCGAUCACCCAUUCAAUGUCGCUACUGUGCCUAUGACCGGUGUCAAACGACCCAGAUCUUCAGAAUUCGAAACGCCUCCUCCUAUACACGUACCACAGCCCCAACAACACAAAAGAGCUCGCUACGAAUCGCCUGACCUAUACAGCCCCGACCCUUAUUCUACUCCGAUGCAACCGAGACCGACGAUCAGACCUCCGUCGAGAGAGCAUCGUUAUCAAGCCCAAUUUGGAAAGGUCGACACUGGACCGUAUUACCGUUCUCCUUCGAGCGCGUACCAAACCGCUCCGCAGGCGCGGGCGGGAGGCUUCAACUAUACCAAUCUUUCUGGAUCCCCGAUACCGUUCCGAUACAGCUCACCUCUGAUCAUGUCGAAACCUUUGAAAACUGCCCACACCGUCCAACGACAAGCUUGGACGCGAAAGCCCUCCAUCUCGCCUUAUCCCUCUGCUCAUUUCAAACCGUCAGCCUCGCCGGCGUUCUUCAAGAAUCCUGGACCAACGUAUUCCUUGGAGCACAACCAUCCGCCUUUCACCUCUCAUCCACACCUGCCCUUCCAAGUGCCGCUUAGCAAGAGUUCCACAGCGGCUCGCUUGCCAUACGGUCGACCCCAUGUUCGAACCCAGACGUUUCCCGACUAUGCGCGCAAGGCUCCUGCAAUGUCGUUCCAGCCAACGAUGCCUAUCAUUCAAGAAGAAAGCCCGAUCCCCGCCAAUGACGUUUUCUCUCCUCCUCUUCCGAUACGUACGCCGUCCUACAACUUCAAUCACCAUGACUACCACACCGAAGACAGAGCCAUGUCGCCCGAAACGCAGACCUAUGCCCCACUCUCGGAAAUGCCUGUCUACAAUCCUCCCGCGCCCAAACUCAUGUGGCAAGCGCAUCGUGCCACCGACAUCGUCUCGUCCCAAUCGACAGCCAGUCACGAUGAGAACCUCCGACCCUCUCAAGAAUCGGUCGUUUCGUUACCCAUCUUUGCGCCCAAGGCGUCGAUGGGCAUCGAUAUCGACGCUCUGGAAGCAGCCGCCCGAUCGCCUUCGACGGAGCUCGAUGCAGGGGGAUUGUCGCUGGGAUGUCCUGCGGAAUCUUCUCUCACUCUGAACGACACCACUCUCAAGGUCAGACCGGAACCGGAUGGAAGAGGCAAGAAUCAACCGAAAGACCGCGCUACGUUGACUUUGACAAGACCGGACAAGCCUGAUUUUCCUGACGUACCUACGCAGUCGUCUGUUAAUGUAGCGCAUCACCGACCUAAGCCUAAACAACGUCACAAAACCCGACACGAAUCAACCAACACCGGUCCUCAAGACGAAUCAAAGCCACUAUCCGCAAUUCGGCCAGCAUUUCACCCCGGACUCUCCACUUUUUCCAACAUGGACGACGCGAACGAGGGAAUGAGGGAAGAGACGGAUACAAUCGUUUCCUUUGAAGACGAAUCUCUGGGGAAUAUCGACAAGACGCAAUCGCGAGAGGGUUCUGUUAGGGUGCAGGAGACAAUCGAAAGCUCCGGAUCGCCGGACCAGCGGAGAACAGAGGUUGAAGAACGGAUCGACGGAUCGAGCGUCUCUGAACAGACCGCGGAAUGUCGGGAGGAGAUCGAGGAUAGGAGUUUUCCGGGAUUUGUCAUUUGGAGCGAUUAUUCAGGUUGAAAGCAAGAUGGUAGCAUUUAGCAGCUUAGUAGUUUAGUAGUGAGAGGUCACGUGAUUACAGAUAUCGCGAUGCGAGUCGCCCGCUCAUUGUUGGAUCAGUGAUCUCGGCCUUGUCCUUUACUACCUUUGGGUUGUACGUCGG
Molecule: messenger RNA, 2293 nt
Organism: Filobasidium floriforme
Lineage: Eukaryota; Fungi; Basidiomycota; Tremellomycetes; Filobasidiales; Filobasidiaceae
Exons: 4
Coding region: 163-2151 (662 amino acids)
Source: RefSeq, a predicted model, not a curated record